GGUAGGGCGGGGCGGGCGGCGCCGAGGGGAUCCCGGGGCGGCGGAGCGUCCGUGACUCCGCUCCGCGCGGCGACAUGGACCGGAUGGCCAGCUCCAUGAAGCAGGUACCCAACCCCCUGCCCAAAGUGCUGAGCCGGCGCGGGGUCAGCGCGGGGAUGGAGGCGGCCGAGCGGGAGAGCUUCGAGCGGACUCAGGAAGGUGUCCCUGGCCUCUGUUCCUCCCCGAGCCCAUCCCAGCCCCUCCUUGGUGCUCCUUGGACCCCUACGCAUCUCCUUGUGCAGACUGUCAGCAUCAAUAAGGCCAUUAAUACGCAGGAAGUGGCUGUAAAGGAAAAACACGCCAGAACAUGCAUUCUGGGCACCCACCAUGAGAAAGGGGCACAGACCUUCUGGUCCGUUGUCAACCGACUGCCCCUCUCUAGCAAUGCUGUGCUCUGCUGGAAGUUCUGCCACGUGUUCCACAAACUCCUCCGAGAUGGACAUCCAAACGUGCUGAAGGACUCUCUGCGAUUCAAGAAUGAACUGAGUGACAUGAGCAGGAUGUGGGGUCACCUGAGUGAGGGAUAUGGACAGCUGUGUAGCAUCUACCUCAAGCUUCUGAGGACGAAGAUGGAAUACCACACCAAAAAUCCCAGGUUCCCAGGCAACCUCCAGAUGAGUGACCGGCAGCUGGAUGAUGCUGGAGAGAGUGACGUUAACAACUUUUUCCAGUUAACAGUGGAGAUGUUCGACUACCUGGAGUGUGAACUUAACCUCUUCCAAACUGUGUUCAACUCCCUGGACAUGUCCCGCUCCGUGUCAGUGACAACAGCUGGGCAGUGCCGCCUCGCCCCGUUGAUCCAGGUCAUACUGGACUGCAGCCACCUCUAUGAUUACACUGUCAAGCUUCUCUUCAAACUCCACUCCUGUCUCCCAGCCGACACCCUGCAAGGCCAUAGGGACCGCUUCAUGGAGCAGUUCACAAAGCUGAAAGAUCUGUUCUACCGCUCCAGCAACCUACAGUACUUCAAGCGGCUAAUUCAGAUCCCUCAGCUGCCUGAGAACCCACCCAACUUCCUGCGAGCCUCCGCCCUGUCCGAACACAUCAGCCCCGUGGUGGUCAUCCCAGCCGAGGCCUCAUCCCCUGACAAUGAGCCAGUCUUGGAGAAGGAUGACCUCAUGGACAUGGAUGCCUCCCAGCAGAAUUUAUUCGACCACAAGUUUGAUGACAUCUUUGGCAGCUCAUUCAGCAAUGACCCCUUCAAUUUCAACAGUCAGAAUGGUGUGAGCAAGGAUGACAAGGAUCAUUUAAUUGAUCAGCUGUACAGAGAAAUCAAUGGGCUGAAAGUGCAGUUGGAAAACAUGAAGACUGAGAGCCAGCGAGCCACACUGCAGCUGAAGGGCCGGGUCAGCGAGCUGGAAGCUGAGCUGGCCGAGCAGCAGCACCUGAGGCAGCAAGCAGCCGACGACAGUGAGUUCCUCCGGGCCGAGCUGGACGAGCUCAAGAAGCAGCGAGAAGACACAGAGAAGGCCCAGCGGAGCCUGACGGAGAUUGAAAGGAAAGCCCAGGCCAAUGAACAGCGGUACAGCAAGCUGAAGGGGAAGUACAGUGAGCUGGUGCAGAGCCACGCUGACCUGCUGCGGAAGAACGCAGAGGUGACCAAACAGGUGUCUGUGGCCAGACAAGCCCAGGUGGAUUUGGAACGAGAGAAAAAAGAACUAGAGGAUUCCUUCCAGCGCAUAAGUGACCAGGCCCAGAGGAGGACUCAAGAACAGACGGAAGUCUUAGACAGCUUGAAGCAAGAACUUGCCACCAGCAAACGGGAGCUCCAGACUGUCCAGGGCAGCCUAGAAGUUUCUGCCCAGUCAGAAGCCAAAAGGGCAACCCAGAUGGCUGAUCUGGAGAAGGAGCGGGCUGGGUUGGUGCAAACCAUGUCUCGUCGCGAGGAGGAAUUAACUGCCCUUCGGGAACAGCUGGAAGUCAUCCAGCUCAAACUGGGCAGGACGGAGGAAUCUGUGUACCAGCUCGCAAAGGACCAACGAAAAAAGCUUCUGAUGGAGUCAAGGAAGGCUGCAGAGCAGGUGGUCCAGGAGGCCCUGAGGCAGCUUGAGGAACCCCCUCUCAUCAGCUGCACUGGAUCUGCAGAUCACCUCCUCGCCAAGGUCAGGUCUGUUUCCAGCUGCAUUGAGCAACUGGAAGAGAAAUGGAGCCUGUAUUGUGCCUCCCCGGACGAUAUCAGUGGGCUUCUCCACUCGGUGACCCUCCUUGCCCACUUGACCAGUGACACCAUUAUUCACGGCAGCGCCACCUGCCUUCGAUCCCCACCAGAGCCUGCCGACUCACUGGCUGAGGCCUGCAAGCAGUGUGGCAAGGAAACCCUCAUCUAUCUGGCUGCCCUGGAGGAAGAGGGAGCCCCAGAGAGUGCCAACAGCACAGCCGUGAGGAGCUGCCUCAGCAAGAUCACAGCCAUUGGCGAGGAGCUCCUGCCCAGAGGCCUGGACAUCAAACAGGAGGAGCUGGGGGACCUGGUAGACAAGGAGAUGGCAGCCACUUCAGCUGCCAUUGAGGCUGCUACCACCAGGAUAGAGGAGAUGCUCAGCAAAUCCCGAGCUGGAGACACGGGAGUCAAAUUGGAGGUGAACGAGAGGAUCCUUGGUUCCUGCACCAGCCUGAUGCAAGCUAUUCAGGUCCUGAUUGUGGCCUCUAAGGACCUCCAGCGAGAAAUUGUGGAGAGUGGCCGGGGUACAGCAUCUCCUAAAGAGUUCUAUGCCAAGAAUUCACGAUGGACAGAAGGACUCAUCUCAGCCUCCAAAGCGGUGGGCUGGGGGGCCACUGUCAUGGUGGAUGCAGCCGAUAUGGUGGUACAAGGCAGAGGGAAGUUUGAGGAGCUCAUGGUGUGUUCCCACGAAAUCGCUGCUAGCACAGCCCAGCUUGUGGCUGCAUCCAAGGUGAAAGCUGAUAAGGACAGCCUGAACCUGGCCCGGCUGCAGCAGGCCUCUCGGGGGGUGAGCCAGGCCACUGCCGCUGUUGUGGCCUCGACUAUUUCCGGCAAGUCACAGAUCGAGGAAACAGACAGUAUGGACUUCUCCAGCAUGACGCUGAUGCAGAUCAAACGCCAGGAGAUGGAUUCCCAGGUCAGGGUGCUGGAGCUGGAAAACGAGUUGCAGAAGGAGCGGCAGAAACUGGGAGAGCUUCGGAAAAAGCACUACGAGCUGGCCAGGGUUGCCGAGGGCUGGGAAGAAGGAACAGAAGCAUCUCCACCUACACUGCAAGAAGCGGUAACUGAGAAAGAAUAGAGGCACGGCAAUGGCCCACGCAGCAGUUCUUCUCAGUUUCAUCAUUUGCACAAACUUGUGAGCAUCAGAGGGCUUGCGGACUCCAAACCAGGCCACCACCCUGAAUCUGCCCACAGUCAGAAGGAAGUAGGAGUGUCCUGGCUGAGAAUACCAAGGCAACACCCCCUCUUCUGGCAGUUCCAUGGAUUCCCACUGCUUCUCACGGUGGUCGGUUGGAUUUUUUGGCUUUUCUUCUUUUCCAAGUUGCACUCAUCUAGCCAACUCUCCUGCAGGGAGCACCCCUGGGGCCCUGAGCUCUUGGGGGCCCCUAACUGCAGCAGUCAGCAGCAGUGGUGCUGCUCAGGCGUCACCUUGGUGCUCCACAUCAGCCUCCGUGCCAAGCGUCCUGCUGAGCGAGUGAGGGGCAGUGAGGCCACUGCCCAGGGUGGGGCAGGGCUGCCGGGCCACACUCUCCAAGGCAGAAGCAGAGUGAGUGCCUUUCCCUCCUAAAGCUGGAACCCAGCCGAAAGCCUCUGCCCACCUUCACGAGCGACAGCUACAGAGGCGGGGGAUUGAGGGGUGCCCAGGUCUUCAGGAGACACGUUUCUUGGGAACUCCUUGUGACCAGCCUGAAAAACCUUGUCACAUGCUUGAGUGUGCUAGUGAGAGGAGCCAUCCUUCUCCCCACCGCCGGGGUGGGUUUUCCCUGCCACCUCACAUUAGCCACCUCCUUUCAGACCCAGGCAGGGCCCCAAGCGCAAUCAUGUGAGAGGUUUCCAAUUCCUUUCUCCAAAUGCCUGCCUCGGCAUCCUCUUGAAUCUGAAGAACAUAGUUCCCAAGUCAGGCAGACUUGCUCCCAGCAGGAAAGAACCCUGUGCUUAUUUGGCACCUUUAAUAUUUAUUGCUAACCUCUGCUGAGCAGCAGCAGCAGCCUACAGAAAGACGCUUGGAGCAGUCAGAUUUCAGGUAUGAGUGUGGUAAGGUUCUUGUGGCUGCCAUGGCAUGACCGUGUCCGAGAAUCAGAGACAAGGCCAAGAUGUCCCGUCUGCCCCUGGCAUGGAUCCCUGAGCAGGCAGGUUCCCUGGAGCUUCUGGGUCAGGGAGAAAGGAGGACGCAUGUCCCCGGCCCUCACUGCCCUGGGGUGGGAUGAGGAUGGGGCGUGUCAACAGCCUCCUGGAGACAGGCAGCCUGGCUGGACAGCACUGCUCUGCCUCCCACUGGCCCCAGCAUUUAAGUGACCUUCCAAUCUCAGACAAACAGCGUCUUCCUUCCUCUCUGUAGCAACUGACAGGUAGUAGCCAACACUCACCUCCCAGGACCUGUCGCAAAUAUUGCCAAGUUGAUACAGGGCAGGUCGUGAGACUCAUGUUUGAUCACUGUGACUCACUCACUCCCCUCCUUCCUAAACACCCCCCAACUCCCUCUCAGUUUUCUAAGUAGGGCUCUCAAAAAAACGGUCUCCCAUUAGCUCAGAUGACAGAGACUCAGAUGUGUGAUCUCCCUGCGGGGCUUACGAGAGGUCAGCACUGGGAAUAGAGUGCUCCUAUGUUAAUACCGCCUUGUCCUCUGCAUUGUUAUAUCCAAGGCAUGGUGUGUGGCAAGCCUGGCCCAGUUGUGCCAGUUAAGCCCAUUGGCUUGUUCUCAGUGUGAGUGAACAUUUCCAGAGCUGGCCAGUCCUCACUUCCAGGGUCUCAGCCCUUCAAACUGUCUGGCUCCAAAUUACCAAUGUAGUGGAGGAAGUCUAGUAUAUUGGGCCACAUUAGGAUUCUCUGAAUAAUACUCCCUCUAAAAUGAAGCCAUGGUAAUUUUUAAAACCUUUGUGGACUUAGCCUGAGUAAUAAAGCAGUUAAGGACGCACUUAAGUGGGGAGCAUGGGGUAAUUCAGCCUUACAUGAGGAAAUACCUGUCAGCUGUCGUGCAUUACUUUCAUCAUUGCUCAGAGUGGAAGCUAGUCUAUCCUCUAGCCAAAGUAAAAAAUGAGUGUGGUAUUUGGUGUGGAAAUACCUUGAUUGAAACAGGAAUCCCAUCCUAAGGCUAGAAAUGAACCUCACAGCCUUAAAAGCUGCUGAGCUUCCACCUGUUUGUACCUAGGAAGUGCUCACAUUAAAUUUGUCACUGAGCAUCAGUAGUGACUGAAGUCUCAGGGCCAGUGUAAACAGGUCACAGCAAAGCAGGACAACAACGGCAUAGGAUUGACGAGAGGUUAAACUACUCACACUGGUUAUUAAAUUUUGUAGUACAAAGUGCUAAUACCUCUAGAAUAAGAAUAGGUGUGUACAUAGUAAGGAAAAAAUAGAACAAAGUACUUAACUUUGAGGGGUUAUUUUAUAUCUCAGCAAGGAUCUUAAGUUAGACUGCAAUUCAUGCUGCUUGCUGAUCCUGCUGUGCACAACCGGUCCCUAGGAUCCCGUGUGAAUAUGAGCCCCUAACCCAGCGGCUGGAGGAACCAGACCUUUUUCAGAGCAUCCUUUCUGGAAGUGUUUGAGCUGCCACGUCAGACACCAUGAUUCACACCGGGUACCAGGGGGUCACCAUUGCAUGUCACCCAGGUGGGCUUGCCUCAGCUUCUCACCGAGGAAGAGCUGAGCUGGCUCCAAGCUUGCAGCUGGGAAGUGCUCACUUCUUGGCCAGCUCCUGAAUCUAGAGGCAUCUACUGGUUCUGCUUACCCUGGUCUUUAGUACCUGGUCAAGUUCUUGCUAUCUUCCACCACCUUUCAAGUCUCUGGAGGUCCUGCCUGCCAAUGAAAGCCUUCUUCGAUCCUGGCAUUGGCCUUCCAACCAGACUGGCUUUGCCCUCUCUGCAUCCUCAGGCCUCCAGAGACUGCACACCUGUCGCACAGACUACCACCACCACGGGCCGGAUACGGCAAAUGGGCUGGCUGGCUGCUGCUCCAGCCCUUCGUCUCCCAGGUCCAUACCAAGUGCAGGGUCAGCAGCCCACCGUGAUGCACUGCCUCCCACCACAGCAGCCAAAGCACCUUGAAAUAAUCGGAUAGGUGCUGUUUGGUCCAAUUCUGAGAGUAGAUACCUGCCAGACAUGUCUUUCAGGCAACCCUCAACUACCUCAGGUUUGAAGGCCCUAAAUUAAGCUGAGAUUACUACUCAUAGGGACAAACCAGAGGGGGUUCCAAUAUACCUGGUGAUAACACAGUUGUCUCAAACUUACAACAAACUCUCACAUUUAGGUUUGCAGGGAUGGGGUUGGAUUUAUUUUUCUUCUAUUUUUAACUUUUUCCCUGACGUUCCAUUAGAAUAGGUCCUGUAAAUGACUUUCAUUUUCCAGAGUGCCUACCUUCCCAGGGCAGAUAGCCACUGGCUUUUGUUUCCUUCCAACAAUACUUUUAUUAAGGUUACCUUUCUUUGUAUAAUACAUUGCAUCUGUGUUUUCAAUUUUUCAAAUAAAUAUUUCAGCCUGGCAA
Messenger RNA from Manis pentadactyla (Chinese pangolin), 6673 nucleotides. It is a transcript of the gene HIP1, whose product is annotated as huntingtin interacting protein 1. The transcript is spliced from 33 exons. The record is from RefSeq and is a predicted model, not a curated record. Bases 75 to 3275 code for a protein of 1066 amino acids. Gene Ontology annotation, cellular component: clathrin-coated vesicle; extrinsic component of postsynaptic membrane; actin cortical patch. Gene Ontology annotation, biological process: endocytosis; clathrin coat assembly; actin filament organization. NCBI's taxonomy places the organism in Eukaryota, Metazoa, Chordata, Mammalia, Pholidota, Manidae. Gene Ontology annotation, molecular function: phosphatidylinositol-3,4-bisphosphate binding; actin filament binding; clathrin-cargo adaptor activity.